This is a messenger RNA of Blastomyces gilchristii SLH14081, 4869 nucleotides long. Its product is annotated as transcriptional repressor Sin3p. Gene Ontology annotation, biological process: negative regulation of transcription by RNA polymerase II. The transcript has 8 exons. Gene Ontology annotation, cellular component: chromatin; Sin3-type complex. The record is from RefSeq and is a predicted model, not a curated record. Lineage: Eukaryota; Fungi; Ascomycota; Eurotiomycetes; Onygenales; Ajellomycetaceae. Gene Ontology annotation, molecular function: transcription corepressor activity. Bases 1 to 4869 code for a protein of 1622 amino acids.
AUGGUGAGCUCCUUUUUCCACUUUGCCCGCUCUUUGCCGUCCCUGGCACAACUGCGACCAACAGCGCCAAGAACUGAGGAAGAGGCACAAUCGCAUUCCAUAGACGCGCAAAACUCGCGGCAACUAACCUGUUAUUUAACGCAAGGCGCUGGCGCCCCUCCAGCAUCACACCAACCCCCUCCGAGAUAUGGCCAGCAUCAACAACCGUCUCAUCCCCCAAGCCACCCUCUUCCCGGGAUUGGCCAGUCGAUGCAACAUUCACCCCCACAAGCAUCUCUAAACCGCGAACGUGAAAGAGACUCGAGAGAGCGAGACCGAGAUCGAGACCGGGACCGAGACCGUGAGCUAGAAAGACAACGAGAGCUAGCUCGCGAAGACGAAAUGAUCCACAGAGAGCGCGAAUACCGAGAACUAGAACGGGAACGGGAACUCAUGGAUCGGUAUAAUCGCGACCAACCGCAUCAUCCUGUACAAAGCCACGCCGGCCCAAUUCCUAUUCACCAACCCGUCGCGUCCAAAGGUCACAACCCCCUCGGUGGGCCUAAUGGCCUGCUCUCAAACCUGGGCGCAAGCGCUGCACCUAACCCUCAACAAGGUCCUAUUCCUAGUUCGAAUGCACCUGGAGGUUUAUUUGGCAACCAGAUGCAACAGCACGCAGAUGGUCCUCCCCGAGCAUAUCUCCACCAAGGCCAGCCACCUCAGCAAUCAAUGCUUGGGUUCAAUGGCAAUGCACCACCUCAGAUCCCGGGAAGUGUAGCUGCUUUGGCACAAGGGCAACAACCAAUAUUAAACGAUGCAUUAAGCUAUCUUGACCAGGUGAAGGUUCGAUUCGUCGAACAGCCUGAUGUCUAUAACCGCUUCCUGGAUAUAAUGAAAGACUUUAAAAGUCAAGCAAUUGACACCCCUGGCGUUAUCCAACGGGUUUCUACUCUGUUCAACGGCCAUCCGACACUUAUCCAGGGGUUUAAUACGUUUCUGCCACCCGGUUACCGAAUUGAAUGCGGCACUGAGGAUAACCCAGAUGCGAUCCGGGUGACAACUCCAUCAGGAACAAAUACUAUUUCAAUGCAGUCGGCAACGAGGCCGCCUUUGGAAGCAGCGAGUGACUCGGUGCCGCAAGGAGGGCCUGGACCUGCUGCGGGAUCCGACUACUAUGACCAACCUCGCUCCGGAUGGCAACAACCACCCACCCAAGGCCAACAACAACCACAACAAAUGUCGAGAAUGAACAUGGGUCCCGGCGGGCCUUACUCUCCAAAAGGCCAUUUAAUGCCAUCCGCGAUUUACGGCGGGAAACAAGGCGCGCAAAACCAGCCCCAGGAGUCAGCUUAUGAUUACCCGGGCCAGCAAGACCAACAAGCGCAAAAUAACGCUGCGGCAAUUGCACAUCAGCAGGAACAACGAGGCGUUUCACAGUUGCAGAGCGCCGUGUCUGCUGCCACAGCAGGGUCUGGACGAUCGUCAGUGAUGAACAUGAGCGGUAUGCAGCCCCAAGGGCCAGCCCAGCCCAUGAAUAACCUGGGGAGUUUGGGGCCUGGUGUGCUUCAUAGUGUGCAGGGUGAUAUGAGUAAACGCGGUCCUGUUGAGUUCAACCAUGCUAUCAGCUACGUUAAUAAGAUCAAGAACCGCUUUGCCGAUUCCCCCGAUACGUAUAAACAGUUCCUCGAAAUCCUCCAGACAUACCAGCGAGAGUCGAAACCAAUUCAAGAUGUGUACGCCCAGGUUACUCUCCUCUUCAACUCCGCCCCAGACCUCCUCGAAGAUUUUAAACAAUUCCUUCCCGAAUCAGCGGCCCAGGCAAAGGCUCAAGCAGCAGCAGCUCGCCAGGCAGCCGAAGAGGCUACACCCAUCAGUAACAUACGGGGAGAGCCUGGAUAUGCAAGUUCGUCCACCUUGCUCCAGGGGCAAAACCGCGAUGUGAAGAUGCCCCCUCUGGGUCAGUUUAACGUGAAGGAGCCUACAAAAGAUAUCAAGAAACGACGUGGCCAACCUCCCGCCCAGCCUCCAGGAAGUACUGGUUUGGGAGCAGCCCCAAGUGCAGUUGCCGAUUCUGCUAGCAUCACCGGUAGCCAGUCGAAUAGGGCUCCAGGUGUCCAGCCCGGCGCUGUUGGCAAAAGAGCCAAACUGAGCCACAAACCGACGACCCAAGCUGAAGCCCCCCCUGCUGUAUCUCCAACGCUCGUACCCGCUCUUCCAGAACCGAUAUCUCCCUCCUUUUCACUGACUCCGUCUCAUGAAGAAUAUGCGUUCUUCGAUCGCGUCAAGAAGUACAUUGGAAACAAGCAAACUUUUGGGGAAUUCUUGAAGCUUUGUAACCUCUAUUCGGCGGACCUAAUUGAUAGGAAUAUCCUUAUCAACCGAGCGGCUAGUUUCAUCGGAGGCAACCAGGAGAUUAUGUCAUGGUUCAAGAGGUUUAUGCAUGUUGAGCCCAAGGAUGAGAUCAUUGAGCCGAAAGCCAAACCUGAGUCCGGCGUUGUCAAUCUGUCGCAUUGUCGCGCCCUUGGUCCUAGUUAUCGCUUGCUACCGAAACGUGAGCGCCAGAAGCCUUGCAGCGGCCGUGAUGAUAUGUGCCAAAGCGUUCUCAAUGAUGAAUGGGCCUCCCAUCCCACGUGGGCCUCGGAGGAUUCGGGCUUUGUUGCUCAUCGGAAAAAUCAGUACGAAGACUCUCUGCAUCGUAUUGAAGAGGACAGGCAUGACUACGAUCAUCACAUCGAAGCGUGUAUUCGUACCAUUCAGCUUAUGGAGCCCCUUGUCCAACAAAUGUCGACAAUGACUGAAGCGGAGAGAGCGAAUUUCAAACUCCCUCCAGGGCUGGGAGGGCAGAGUGAAACAAUUUACAGGAGGAUCAUUAAGAAGAUUUAUGAUAGGGAGCGUGGCCAGAGAGUUAUCGACGAAAUGUUUGCACGGCCAUGCACUGUGCUUCCCAUUGUUCUUGCACGACUUAAGCAGAAGUGUGAAGAAUGGAAAGCUAGCCAACGUGAAUGGGAUAAAGUAUGGCGUGAGCAAAUGCAAAAAGGUUUUUGGAGGAGUCUUGAUCACCAAGCUAUUAUCAUGAAAGGGUCAGAUAAAAAGUUAUUCGUCGCGAAACACAUCCAACACGAAAUCCAGGCCAAGCUCGAAGAACUUCGAAAUAUUAGAAAGAGCGGAUAUCAAGUUCCCAACUAUCAAUUUGAUUUCGCGUUCGAUGAUGCCGAGGUUCUUGUAGACGCAACUCACCUUUUGCUGUGCCAUAUCGACCACAACUCUACCGGUUUCGGGGCAGACCCAAACAAAGUCAUGAACUUCUUGAAGGACUUCAUUCCCGUAUUUUUUGGCAUGGAUCGUGAGGGCUUCAAAACGUACCUAAGCGAAGUUUAUGAUACCACACCGGUCAGCGAGGAAGCUGAAGAUGAAACACCCCCGCCUGAAGAUGUUUCUACCAUCCGAUCACGGAAGAUUGCGAAUGGCAAAAAGUUAGACCUUCUGCGUGAUGUUCUUGAGCGCCGCAAUGAAAAGGUUCCACGUGUUGAUCGAGACAUUAGUGUACGUUCUGGUAGCCGAGCAUCCACGCCAGGUAUAGGGACUCUUGUUCCGUCCACCCCAAUUCCGGACCCAACUGAGCCAUUCGAUGUUGCUGAAUUGAAGUGGAUGGAGCAUCCAAGCCAGGGUAACUUCAACCAGCAGCGCGAAGUUCCCUUGAAUGAAUCAUACAAGAAGAAGGUUCAUCAUCUCUACUGCAACUUAAACAUCUACUGCUUUAUCCGCACCUUCGAAAUUUUCUAUACCCGCCUUCUCCGCAUUAAGUUGUAUGAGAAAGAUGCCCACGAAGCUGUACGCAGGGCGAUGGCUUCAAAGGCUGCCUACGAUCUUGGAAUGAUCGACAAGUCUCCUUCUGAUCUCCUCUAUGAUACGGACCCAAAAUCUAAUCUGUACCAUCAGAUCGUCCGCAUGUGCGAGGAAGUAAUUAAGGGAAACAUCGAAAUGUCCCAUAUGGAGGAGACACUACGUCGGUUUUACCUGAAGACUGGCUGGCAGCUUUACAACUUGGACAAGAUCCUGAGUGGAAUCUCUAGAUAUGCCGGUGGGAUUUUCAACUCUGAUCCCAAGGAUAAGAGCUCAGAUAUCAUCAAUAUCUUCUUCAAAGAGCGUGGCAAGGACAUGACAACUCAUAACCAGGAGAUCCAAUACCGCAAGCAGAUUGAAAAAUUAAUUAAGGAAGGGGAUAUUUACCGAGUUACUUUCGUUCCGGCUACCAAGCACGUUACGGCUCAGCUGUUAACCGCUGAAGACGGCACCCUUGACAAUGAAGAGCUCAAUGCAGAAGCCAGAUGGUCCUACUAUGUCUCUGCGUUCACAAUGCGUGACCCGACUGAAGGAGUACCAUUCUCACAAAUGCGCAUGCCUUUCUUGAAGCGGAACCUUCCUGGCAAAAUGGAUUCGGAUGAAGAAUAUAACCUGUAUUACAAGCCUCUCGUUAGCCACGACGGGUUGGUCAUACGUAUAUGCGCCAACAGCUACCAUAUUCUCUACGAGCCUGGCACCGAGGAUUGGUGGUAUCGCCGGGCUAAUCCAGAAGAAGAUCUUGCAGAGGCUGCGAAGGAGCGCGCUGCAGCCAGGGAAAGGCGCAAAGAGCGGUUCCGGGAAAAGUUCGUCAGCAAUCCCAGCUGGGUUCACGGGCUCACGAAGGAAGAAGUCGAUCAGGCAAAUCAACGAUUCCGAUCGUGGGUUGGUGAGAUAGAGGCGGAAGUAGAACCUGCAACGACAGGUGACGAUGGUCGUGGUCAUAUUAAACAGGAUGGGGAUAUCGUGAUGAAGGAAGAUAAUGGCCAAAAAGGAGACGAAGAAAUGACCGAUGCGGCUCCAGAAGUGGCAGUCGAGGCGUCGUCGUGA